AUGCCUGCCGACGAGCUCCCGAUGGACCUGCCCAUCAUUGACCUCGAUGUCUUCCUCAACAACCCCCAGGACUCCCCCGAGUCCAAGGCCGAAUGCCUCAAGGCUGCCAACGCCCUCAUCACCUACGGCGCUCUCGUGCUCCACGACUCGCGCGUUUCGGAAGAGGACAACACGACAUUCCUCGACCUCCUCGAGGACUACUUCGCCCAGCCCCGCGAGGACCUCCAGAAGGAUGAGCGCCCUGAGCUCUCCUACCAGAUCGGCGUCACGCUCGAGAACACCGAGAAGCCCAAGUGCGCCGUCGACGAGCCCUGCCUCGACGUCAUUGCCCGCCUCGCCCCCGAAGAGCGUCCCCUCGACAUCUCCGCCCACAGCCCCGACCCCAAGUGUCGCUUCUUCUGGCGCAUGAACGACGCCCCGCCUCCGGAGGUCAAGACACAGUUCCCCGGUCUCAACGCCGCCAACGUUGUGCCUGAAGCCCCUCACAUCCGUGACCGCUGGUCGCCGACCAUGAACCACUGGGGCGCCACCAUGAAGCAGGCUGUCGAGGGCGUGGCCUCCAUGGCCGCCGCCGGCCUCGAGCUGCCUGCCGAUGCUUUCACGAGCGCCGCACGCUACGGCCCCCACCUGCUGGCGCCGACCUCGUCCGACCUUCGCCGCUUUGACCAGCCCGACACCAUCCUCGCCGGCUUUCACACAGACCUCAACUUCCUCACAAUCCACGGCCGCUCCCGCUACCCCGGCCUGCACGUCUGGGCGCGCAACACGGGCAAGAAGAUGGCCGUCAAGAUCCCCCAGGGCAGCUACCUGCUCGUCCAGGCCGGCAAGCAGCUCGAGUACAUCACGGGCGGGCUCGUCAAGGCCGGCUUCCACGAAGUCGUCAUCAACGAGGCCACCAUUGCCGCCAUGAAGCGCCGCACUGAAGAGCACCCCGACCGCCCCCUCAUCCGCAUCUCCUCAACCAUGUUCUACCAUCUCUCGUCCGACUACGACCUCGCACCCUUGCCGGCGCUCGCCGAGAAGGCGAAGCAGGUUCGCGCGCAGCAGUUCAACCUCGGCAAGGACGAGGGCGCCGAAGUCGAGUACCCGCCCACAAAGGUCGGUUUCCAGGUGCAGAGUGAGCUGAAGCACAUUGCCCUCAUGGCGUGA
This is a messenger RNA of Verticillium dahliae VdLs.17, 1149 nucleotides long. RefSeq lists its product as uncharacterized. The transcript has a single exon. Bases 1 to 1149 code for a protein of 382 amino acids. The record is from RefSeq and is a predicted model, not a curated record. Lineage: Eukaryota; Fungi; Ascomycota; Sordariomycetes; Glomerellales; Plectosphaerellaceae.